AAGAAAAGAAGAGACAAGAAAUCUACAACCUGCACUCAGUGUGGAAAGAGUUUCUCAACCAAAAGAAAUCUUGAUGUUCACAUGAGAGUUCAUACAGGAGAGAAGCCUUUCACAUGUGAUCAAUGUGGGAAGAGCUUCACACAAAGAGGAAAUCUUAAGAGUCAUAUGAAAGUUCACACUGGAGAGAAGCCACACACAUGUGAUAAAUGUGACAAAACAUUUCUAGGGUCAUCAGCCCUGAAGAGACACCUGCGAGUUCAUACAAAGGAGAAGCCACAUUCAUGUUCUGUGUGUGGAAAGAGUUUUUCACUGCUGUAUUAUUUACAUGAACAUGAGAAAACACACACUGGUGUGAGAGAGUACGUGUGCUUUGAGUGUGAGAAGACUUUUAUUUCAGCAAACCAUUUAAAAGUGCACCAGAGAAUUCACACCUUAGAAAAACCUUACAGGUGUUCACACUGUGAUAAUAGAUUCAGUGUGUCAUCAAAUCUGAAAAAACAUGAGAGGAUCCACACUGGAGAAAAACCUUACAAGUGUUCACACUGUGACAAGAGAUUCAGUCAGUUAGCACAUCUAAAAACACAUGAGAUGAUCCACACUGGAGAAAAACCUUACAAGUGUUCACACUGUGACAAGAGAUUCAGUCAGUUAGCACAUCUGAAAACACAUGAGAGGAUCCACACUGGAGAAAAACCUUACAAGUGUUCACAGUGUAACAAGAGAUUCAGUCAGUCAUCAUAUCUGAAAACACAUGAGAAGAUCCAUACUGGAGAAAAACCUUACAAGUGUUCACAGUGUGACAUGAGAUUCAGUUAUUCAUCAUCUCUAAAAACACAUGAGAAGAUCCACACUGGAGAAAAACCUUACAAGUGUUCACACUGUGACAAGAGAUUCAGUGAUUCAUCAUAUCUGAAAACACAUGAGAUGAUCCACACUGGAGAAAAACCUUACAAAUGUUCAGUGUGACAUGAGAUUCAGUUAUUCAUCAUAUCUGAAAACACAUGAGAAGAUCGACACUGGAGAGAAACCUUACAAGUGUUCAGUGUGACAUGAGAUUCAGUUAUUCAUCAUCUCUGAAAACACAUGAGAGGAUCCACACUGGAGAAAAACCUUACAAGUGUUCAGUGUGACAUGAGAUUCAGUUAUUCAUCAUCUCUAAAAACACAUGAGAGGAUCCACACUGGAGAAAAACCUUACAAGUGUUCAGUGUGACAUGAGAUUCAGUUAUUCAUCAUCUCUGAAAAC
Messenger RNA from Megalobrama amblycephala (Wuchang bream), 1245 nucleotides. RefSeq names its product zinc finger protein 235-like. The coding region runs from base 82 to 966 and encodes 294 amino acids. Gene Ontology annotation, biological process: regulation of transcription by RNA polymerase II. Gene Ontology annotation, molecular function: DNA-binding transcription factor activity; RNA polymerase II cis-regulatory region sequence-specific DNA binding. The record is from RefSeq and is a predicted model, not a curated record. The transcript has a single exon. NCBI's taxonomy places the organism in Eukaryota, Metazoa, Chordata, Actinopteri, Cypriniformes, Xenocyprididae.